AUGGUAGCAGGCAAGGUCUUCUCUGUGCUUCCGCUGCUCGGCUUGGUGCUGGGUGCUUCUAUCCGGCUGGACGCUCGCCAGAAUGAUGGCUCGUCCAACUCGACUGCCGGCCCAUAUGGACUCUCCAAUGCCGACUGUUCGAACAUCACGCUCUCGAUCCCCGUCAACACGACGCUGACCAACUUUACGGGUGUCGACAACACCUACUCGAACCAAUCGUACAUUACGCAGCAGGUGAUCGAGUUCACCCAAGCCCAGGCCAACUGGACGAGCGAGCACGUCUCCAACGCCACUCACACGCUCAAUCGCACCUUCUCCAUCGCGGGCACGUACUGCAAGCCUCGCCAGGGCGGCGACAAUGAUGUGCUGAUCAACCUCGUGCAUGGAAUCGGCUUCGAUUCGAGCUACUGGGACUUUGCGCUCAGCCCCGAGUAUAGCGUGGUCAAGGUGGCGGCGAGUUAUGGCUACGCGACGUUUAGGUACGACCGGAUCGGAACGGGCAAGAGCGAGACGCCAAAGGGUGGGUUUGAAGUCGCGCGUGCUCAGACCGAAGUCGCCAUCCUCCAGGGCGUCCUGGGCCAGCUGCGCAACUCGACUACAGUGGGUGGCAAGCAGCACAACAAAAUCGUAGGCGUGGGCCAUUCGUACGGCUCGGUCCAGACGCAAGCUGUCACCGCGCAGUCGCCGGAGCUGCUAGAUGCAGCAGUCUUGACUGGAUUCACCACCAAUAGUAGCAACCUUGGCGGCUACCUCACCGCGGGCUCCUACUCGAUCGCCAACCGCAUCUUCCCAGAUCGUCUCGGCGACAAGCCCGAUACCUGGCUGGUGACCGGAAGCAACGCGAGCGACAUUACGGGCUUCUUCUUCCCGCCUCACUACGCGCCCGAGGCGUUCGACCUCGCGCGCGCCACGGAACAACCCGUGACGCUCGGAUCGCUCUUCACCGUCGGCGACGUAGGCGGUGUGGCGCAGAACUUCACUGGCCCCGUUCAGGUCGUCAAUGGCGCCAACGACUUUAUCUUCUGCUCGAGCAACUGCUGGGCCGGUCCCAACGGCACCGACAUCCCCUCCGGCGUCAAGAUGCUCUACCCGGCCGCGAGCAACUUUACCUCGUACAUCGCCGAGAAGACGGGCCAUGGCAUUACUGCGCACUACAGCCAGCCCGAGGUGGCGCGAGAGAUCGUCACCUGGAUCCAGAGCCAGAAUCUGUAG
Molecule: messenger RNA, 1212 nt
Organism: Moesziomyces antarcticus
Lineage: Eukaryota; Fungi; Basidiomycota; Ustilaginomycetes; Ustilaginales; Ustilaginaceae
Product: alpha/beta-hydrolase
Exons: 1
Coding region: 1-1212 (403 amino acids)
Source: RefSeq, a predicted model, not a curated record